AUGGAAGGCGUUGUCGCCGCAUCCUUGGAUGCAAUUCUGCCAAAACCACCGGUUUCUACACUUGUCGAUCUCCCGCAACCAAAACGACCUGACAGCAUUUGCGAUGCCAGUAGCGCUGAGUUCGACAUCUUCCGCUUCACACCUGUUCCUACACUCAUUCUUGAUGCAUCGCGCAGAAUCGUCCAAGUCUCAGACAGCUUUGUUAUGACCUCGCCAGGAGGUAGACGCGAAGAUCUCGUGGGGUGGCACGCAGAUGACGUUUUGGACCGAACAGACCGAACUUCAGCCUUCCCGGUGCUUGCCUCGGCCCGCGAAGCGAUCCGGAUCGUCGAGGAAACUGGAUCACUGACUCAGCUUGACCAUUCGACUGAUUCGCAACAAGUUUGGAGGACUCGCACAGUUCCCAUAUAUCGCAAUGACAGCCUUCAUUGUACACAGUUGGAGUUCCACGAUGUUACCGAAGAGCACAGGAAGAGGCUGGAGCUAGAGGAACGUUUGAGGAAUGUGGAGACUUUCCGUAUCCUCGUCGAAACGGUCAAAGACUAUGCCAUUUUCAUGCUCGACCCAAAUGGAAACAUUGCAACUUGGAACGCUGGAGCUCAAGCCUUUAAAGGGUAUACAAAAUCGGAGAUCAUCGGCCAACACUUUUCCAGGUUUUAUGGCGAGGACGAUCUUGCAACAGACAAGCCAGGUAGAGAGCUCCGAACUGCACUCCGCGACGGACGUUGCGAAGAUGAAGGGUGGCGUUACCGGAAGGACGGCUCCAGGUUCUGGGCCAACGUUGUCAUCACCCCCGUUUUCAGAGAAGGUGUCCUUCUUGGCUUCUCGAAAGUCACUCGCGACAUGACAGAUCGGCGAAAGGCUGAGCAACAACUCAUCGGUGCAUAUGAAGAGGCAUCAAAAUUAAAGUCAGAGUUCUUAGCCAACAUGUCUCACGAGAUCAGGACCCCUAUGCAUGGCUUGCUCUCAGCUUUGACGCUGUUGCUUGAUACGAAGCUAGAUUUCGAUCAGCUGGACCUUGCUCGCGUCAUCCAAGAGUCUGGCGAGGUGCUUCUUCAGGUGAUCAACGACAUUCUCGACUACAGCAAACUGGCCAACGGCAGCUUCUCGAUUAGCCACGACAUCAUCAACAUUGCAGAUAUCGUCCAUUCUGUCCACCGAGCGCAACAAAAGCUAUUCAGUCCUCAGGUCAAGUUUGAAAGCCACCUUGACCCUCAGAUACCUAAAGCCGGGGAAGGGGAUAGUCUUCGAUAUCGUCAGAUAGUACAAAACUUGGUCUCCAACGCUGCAAAAUUUACCGAGGAGGGAUCUGUACAAAUCAAUGCCAGGCUUGAGAGUGAAGAUGAGGAGAACUCAAUUAUCCGCACCGCAGUCGUGGAUACAGGCAUCGGAGUGCCAGAAGCAUCUGCGAAAGCUCUCUUUACUCCAUUUACCCAAUUUGACAACUCCGCUACCAAGAGAUAUAAAGGUACUGGUUUAGGUCUCAGCAUCUGCAGAAGCCUUUCUGAGCUCAUGGGCGGUGAAAUUGGCUUUCACCCAAACCCUGAGGGUCAUGGUAGCGUUUUUUGGUUCACCAUCAAGCUCAAGAAGUGCAAGCAGUUUCAGACCAUUAAAACUCCCCGGAUCGAAUUGGAUGGUCUUCGAGUCCCUUCGCCAGCGGACGUAGACCACAUGGAAGAGAUCAAACGUGUUGCUGUUAACAAGCACCUGUUACUGGCGGAAGACAACUUCAUCAACCGAAAAGUUAUGUUGCGAAUGCUGGCAGGUCUUGGCUUCCCGAACAUCGAUGUUGCUACUGAUGGCAAAGAAGCUGUCGCAAAAACGAUACAGUCGGCAGAUGACAGGCACGCAUCAGUUCCGUAUGACCUCAUCUUGAUGGACGUUAACAUGCCAGUCCAGGAUGGCGUCUCAGCCACACAGGAGUUGAGGGACAGAGGAUUCUAUAUGCCUGUUAUCGCGAUGACUGCAAACGCGCUGAAAGGCCAAGCUGAAGCAUACAUUGCCAAAGGCAUGAGUGGAUACAUCGCAAAACCUGUGGACAGGAAGCUUCUGAUCAAGAUCCUUCUGAGCUGUUUCAAAGAUCAGUCUAAUGACUGA
Macroventuria anomochaeta is the source of this 2097-nucleotide messenger RNA. Its product is annotated as sensor histidine kinase-like protein/response regulator Fos-1. The transcript has a single exon. The record is from RefSeq and is a predicted model, not a curated record. Gene Ontology annotation, biological process: phosphorelay signal transduction system; phosphorylation. NCBI's taxonomy places the organism in Eukaryota, Fungi, Ascomycota, Dothideomycetes, Pleosporales, Didymellaceae. Gene Ontology annotation, molecular function: phosphorelay sensor kinase activity. The coding region runs from base 1 to 2097 and encodes 698 amino acids.